Aegilops tauschii subsp. strangulata is the source of this 4261-nucleotide messenger RNA. RefSeq names its product ABC transporter B family member 11. The record is from RefSeq and is a predicted model, not a curated record. Gene Ontology annotation, biological process: oligopeptide export from mitochondrion. NCBI's taxonomy places the organism in Eukaryota, Viridiplantae, Streptophyta, Magnoliopsida, Poales, Poaceae. Gene Ontology annotation, molecular function: ATP hydrolysis activity; ABC-type oligopeptide transporter activity; ATP binding. Gene Ontology annotation, cellular component: mitochondrial inner membrane.
AUACAUUGUACAAUACUCAACAACUUUGAACACACACCUUUGAAAUCAUCAGGGGUCCCGCCAUUGUUACACGAAAAUCAGGAGGCCGUACAAUUAUUUAGCAACCACGUACGCAUCCAGACAAUAUAAGCGACAUCCUGUCAGUUUCGCUUGCCUACAUAUUAGCGCCCAACUCUCAUCACCACAAGCAUGCCAGGAGAGAGAUAAGCUAAGCACAAGUUGCUAACUAGCAACUACUAGGAGGAGAAACAUCAACCAACGUAGCCUAAUGGAUGAUGAAGCCAUGAGAGGCAGAGGAGAGGAUGCAGAGACGGGGGAGAGGGAGAGGAAGACCGAGGGGGCUAAGAAGGUGCCCUUCUUCAGCAUGUUCAGGUACGCCAGCCGUGCCGACAUGGCGCUGAUGGCCGUCGGCACCGUGGCAGCCAUGGUUAACGGCAUGGGCGACCCGCUCAUGACCGUCGUCUUCGCCGCCGUCAUCGACUGUUUCGGCGCCGGCGACAACGUCCUCCAGCGGGUCAGCAAGGUUGUUAUGUACUACAUCUAUUUGGGAAUUGGGACGGCACUAGCUUCAUUUCUCCAGGUGUCCUGCUGGACAAUGACUGGAGAAAGGCAGUCAAUACGCAUCCGAUCUCUAUACCUCGAAGCUGUUCUAAAACAGGAUGUUUCAUUCUUUGAUGUGGAGAUGACAACUGGGGAAGCAAUUUCUAGAAUGUCUGCGGACACUGUACUGGUCCAAGAUGCCCUUGGAGAGAAGGUAGGCAAGUAUGCACAGCUUUUGACAACCUUUGUUGGAUGUUUUAUCAUCGGAUUCAUAAGAGGCUGGAUGUUAGCUCUUGUUAUGCUCGCAUGCAUACCUCCAAAUAUUCUGUCUUUUGCAAUUAUGUCUCGGUUACGUUCUCAAAUAUCAGCCAGGAGGCAGGCAUCAUAUGCCGAUGCGGGCAAUGUCGUCGAGCAGACCAUUGGAGCUAUAAAAACGGUUAUCUCCUUCAAUGGUGAGAAGAAAGCAAUCGCAUUGUACAACACUCUCACAAAAAGGGCAUAUAAGGCUACAGUCUUGGAAGGGAUUGCCACUGGUCUAGGAACAGGCGGUAUCUUUUCUGUUUUCUUCUGCGGUUACUCUCUAGCCUUUUGGUAUGGUGCUAAGUUAAUCAUCAACGAAGGUUAUACUGGAGGGCAAGUCGUCAAUAUCGUACUUGCAAUGUUAACUGGUUCAAUGGCUAUAGGUACCGCAUCGCCCUCAAUUUCUGCUAUUGCAGAAGGGCAAUCUGCAGCAUAUAGGUUGUUUGAGAUAAUGAACAAAGAACCAAAGAUUGACAUCACUGACACUUCUGGAAUAGUAUUGGACGAUAUCAGGGGCGAUGUUGAACUCAACAAUGUGUUCUUUAGAUAUCCUGCAAGGCCUGAGCAGUUGAUACUUAAUGGGUUGUCUCUACAUGUACCUAGUGGUACUACAAUGGCUAUAGUUGGAGAGAGUGGAAGUGGUAAAUCAACAAUAAUUAGUCUGGUGGAGAGAUUCUACGACCCACAAGCUGGCAAUGUGCUGAUAGAUGGAAUCAACAUCAAGAGUAUGAAACUCCAGUGGAUAAGAGGAAUGAUCAGUCUUGUUAGCCAAGAACCAUUGCUUUUUAUGACCUCCAUCAAAGACAACAUAACCUAUGGUAAAGAGGAUGCUACGCUUGAAGAGAUCAAGAGAGCAGCUGAGCUUGCAAAUGCAGCAAAUUUCAUCGAAAAGUUGCCUAAUGCGUAUGAGACAAUGGUUGGUCAGAAUGGUGCUCAACUUUCUGGAGGGCAGAAACAAAGGAUUGCCAUUGCAAGAGCAAUCCUUAAAAAUCCAAGAGUCCUUCUGUUGGAUGAAGCUACUAGUGCUUUGGAUGUGGAGUCUGAGCGGGUAGUUCAAGAAGCAUUAAAUCGGAUCAUGGUAGGGAUAACUACACUCAUUGUUGCUCAUCGGCUGAGUACAGUCAGAAAUGCAGAUUGCAUAGCAGUGGUUCAUCAAGGAAAGGUAGCUGAACGAGGUGUCCAUGAUGACCUGAUAAAGGAUCCUGAUGGAGCUUACUCUCAUCUUAUUCGGCUACAACAGGCCAAUACUGAAGAAACGCCUGAGAUGCCAUAUGUGGCAGGUUCAAGAUUCAAAAGUACAAGUUUAUCUUUGGAACAAUCUAUCAGGGAUUCUCCCAGGAAUAGAAGACAACACUCCAGUAAAUCCCUUGGACUGUCUAGAUCGGAUGAUUUGUUCAGGCAUGUUGCUAGCAGAGAGGAACACCUGGAAAUUGGUGAUAGUGAGGCUCCAAAGAAAGCACCAAUUGGACGCCUUUUUAAUCUUAGCAGGCCAGAAGCACCAAUUCUCCUGUUAGCUAUCAUAGCUGCCACUGUGCAUGGACUUCUUUUCCCAUCAUUCAGUAUUAUGAUGUCUGGUGGUAUAAGAACAUUCUACUAUCCAGCACACCAACUUCGAAAAGAUUCAACAUUUUGGGCAUUGAUGUGCCUUCUGAUGGCAAUCAUUUCCCUGGUUUCAAUCCAAUUGGAAUUUUACUUAUUUGGAGUAGCCGGUGGGAAACUUAUAGAACGUGUCCGUGCUUUGUCUUUCCAAAGCAUCAUUCAUCAAGAGGUUGCUUGGUUUGAUGAUCCUUCGAAUUCCAGUGGCGCACUUGGUGCAAGGUUGUUUAUUGAUGCUUUGAACAUCCGACGCCUUGUAGGAGAUAACUUGGCCGUACUAGUGCAGUGCACCGUAACACUUAUUUGUGGCUUUGGCAUAGCAUUUGCUUCGGACUGGAAGCUUACACUGAGUAUCAUAGGUGUCAUUCCUUUUCUGGGUUUGCAGAAUUAUAUCCAAUUGAGGUUUCUGAAAGGGUUCGGUGAAGAUGCUAAGGUGAUGUAUGAAGAUGCAAGUCAAGUUGUGGCUGAAGCAAUUGGUAGUAUUCGAACUGUAGCAUCUUUUGGUGCAGAGAAGAGAGUGAUUACCCUAUACAGCCAAAAAUGCCAGGCUUCAAUGAAACAGGGAAUUAGAAGUGGAAUGGUCGGAGGUGUUGGUUUCAGUUUCUCAAAUUUAAUGUUGUAUCUCACAUAUGCUCUUUGUUUCUAUGUUGGUGCACAGUUUGUACAUGACGGCAAAUCAACCUUUCAAAAUGUUUUCAGAGUUUACUUUGCCUUGAUUUUCACCGCUUAUGGAAUUUCCCAAACAAGUGACAUGGCAUCAGACUCAACAAAAGGUCAAGAAUCUGCGACAUCCAUACUAGCAUUCAUAGACAGGAAGCCCAAAAUUGACUCGACCAGUGAUGAAGGUAUAAAGCUAGAAAAAGUUGAUGGCACCAUAGAGUUCAACCAUGUAAGGUUCAAGUACCCAUCCCGACCAGAUGUCCAAAUAUUCAGCGACUUCACUUUGGGUAUUGCUUCCGGAAAGACUACCGCACUUGUCGGAGAGAGUGGAAGUGGCAAGUCCACAGUAAUUGCUUUGCUGGAGCGAUUCUAUGAUCCGGACUCUGGCACAAUCUCACUAGACGGAACAGAACUCAGAAAGUUAACACUGAGUUGGUUAAGAGAUCAAAUGGGACUAGUAAGCCAAGAACCAGUACUUUUCAAUGACACAAUUCGUGCCAACAUAGCAUAUGGAAAGCGAGGAGAAGCAACUGAAGAAGAGAUAAUCACCGUGGCCAAGGCAGCCAAUGCUCAUGAGUUCAUAUCGGGCUUGCCUCAGGGAUACAACACCAACGUUGGCGAGAGAGGAACACAACUAUCUGGUGGGCAAAAGCAACGGGUAGCUAUUGCCAGGGCGAUCUUGAAGGACCCUAGAAUACUUCUGCUCGACGAAGCAACAAGCGCCCUGGACGCUGAAUCAGAGCGUAUUGUUCAAGACACACUGGACCAGGUAAUGGUCAGCAGGACCACCAUUGUCGUAGCACACCGCCUGUCGACGAUCAAAGGGGCAGAUACGAUCGCAGUCAUCAAAGAUGGUUCAGUUGCCGAGAAGGGAAAGCAUGAAUCUCUCAUGAGCAUCAAGGGUGGAGUCUACGCAUCACUGGUCGAACUACACUCGAAGGCGGCAUAAGGGGAUGCGCAGAUAUUUAUUGUUCCUUUCUUGUUUCCCGUACUACGAGAUGAAAAAUGUUUGUAUUGCAUAAAUUUUAAGGGCAUUCGCCUGUAAUUCUAGUUCUCUAUUUGUUAGGCCUAAGACAUCAGAGGCCAGAUUGGCCCAGCAUGUGUUUCAGACUUUCAGUCGUUGUGGGGUACCAGAGAUGUACGCAUUAUCAUAGUUACAUAGUAA